Molecule: messenger RNA, 1459 nt
Organism: Salvelinus sp. IW2-2015
Lineage: Eukaryota; Metazoa; Chordata; Actinopteri; Salmoniformes; Salmonidae
Product: DENN domain-containing protein 3-like
Biological process (GO): regulation of Rab protein signal transduction
Cellular component (GO): cytoplasmic vesicle
Molecular function (GO): protein binding
Source: RefSeq, a predicted model, not a curated record
CUCUCUUUCUUCUGUUGAUAGUGUUUCCUCCUUUCUGUGGUCUCAUGAGGCAUGAACAGGAGUGCCUACCAUUCACAUGACAGUGGAUUAAACCUGGAUAUGUGUGCGUCCAAAAUAGCACCCUAUUCCCUAUAUAGUGCACUUCUUUUGACGAGAGUCCUAUGGGCCUUGGUCGAAAGUAGUGCACUAUAUAGGGAAUAUGUGCCAUUUGGGACACAAUUUAUGUGCUGAAUACGUGGCUUUAUUAUGUGCACAGAACUGCAUGCUGGGAUUGGACCAGGAUCAAGUAUGGAUUGGCUCCCAGGAUUCCAUCAUUUACAUAAUUGACACUCGCAGCAUGUCCUGCAAUAAGCAGCUGACAGAYCACAGGCAUGAGGUUAUGGACUUUGCCCUGGAGGAGAGUGACAAGAUGAGCCAGACAUACUCCUGUAGUGCCGAUGGAACAGUCAUUCUGUGGGACCUCUCAACGCUAAAAGUGAAAAAGCAGUUUCAACUGGCCUGUGAUUGGCUUAUGUCCAUUCAGCUCUUCAAUGGAACACUGUGGUGCUGUGCCAGAGACGGCAUCAUUGAACUGAGGAAGGACGGAACCCCACAUCGUAAGAUGACACUUCCUGAGGAUCUACGGAGCAUGCCCACUGAGUUCAGCAGCCUCAUCCUCUUCGUAGAGAGGGGCCAGUUGUGGACGAGCUGUUCUGAUUCUGACGAGCUCUGUCUCUGGCACUGUAAAGACCUGACCAAGCCUUUCCUGAGGGUGCAGCUGCAGAACUGUACAGGGGUCAACUGUAUGAUCAAGGUUAAGAAUCAGAUCUGGGUUGGCUGCAGCGGGCCGAGCCCUGACCAAUGCAGGGUGAGUGGGAAGAUCUACAUAGUGGACACAGAGAGCCACAGUGUAGAGAAAGAGCUGAUGGCCCACACAGACAGUGUCCAGGCACUGUGCUCUGCAGAGGGCCGCUAUGUACUCAGCGGCUCCGCCUGCCAGGAUGGCAAAAUCGCCAUUUGGAAGGUUGAGUAGAGGACGAGUAGCCUGGUCCAGUAUCUGUCCAGUAUCUGUUUGUGUGGUUUUGCCAACUCUUUUAAGUGAAUAAAAUGUUUGGCACAACAAUGACAGGAGUUUCCUAAACAGCAGAAACUACCUUGUUCAAAAAUCCUGGUGAGGACCCUGCUAUUCCCUAUAUAGUACACUACUUUUGACCAGGGCCCUAUAGAGAAUAGGGUGCCAUUAGGGACGUGGCCAGUGAGGCUCAGGGAUGAUCAUGAAGAACCCUGUCAUCCUCUMUUCUCUUUAAGUUGGGGUCUGCCUGUAUAUACUGGAUGAUGAUGAUGUAAUAGCAUUUCUCUGACUGUUUCACAACGUUUUGAUUUAUUUCACUAACAAUAUUCUGGAUACACUAAAUGUCUUCUUUCAGAUUCAUAUUUCUGCCUCACCCUUGUCUUAGCUGUCACAUACAAUAAUAAAAUG